Messenger RNA from Cricetulus griseus (Chinese hamster), 1111 nucleotides. The record is from RefSeq and is a predicted model, not a curated record. NCBI's taxonomy places the organism in Eukaryota, Metazoa, Chordata, Mammalia, Rodentia, Cricetidae.
CUUCCCCUUCCCGCCCGCUCUCCGUUUUCCCUCAGUCGACUGGAGCCUCCAGUUUUGGCUUUCACUCCCACCAGUGACCAAAGACUUGACCACUCCAAGUCCAGCUCCCUGUAACUACUAGGCAUGGACACCGGUGUGAUUGAAGGUGGGUUAAAUGCCACUCUCACCAGCAGGCUACUUAUGCAUGGAAAGGAAGUUGGCAGUAUCAUCGCAAAGAAAGGAGAAUCCGUUAAGAAGAUGCGCGAGGAGAGUGGUGCCCGGACCAGCAUCUCAGACGGGAACUGUCCUGAGAGAAUCAUCACUUUGGCUGGCCCGACUAAUGCCAUCUUCAAAGCCUUUGCUAUGAUCAUUGACAAACUGGAAGAGGGCAUAAGCAGCUCUAUGACCAAUAGCACAGCUGCCAGUAGACCUCCCGUCGCCUUACGGUUGGUGGUUCCUGCUAGUCAGUGUGGCUCUCUCAUUGGGAAAGGUGGUUGCAAGAUCAAGGAAAUAAGAGAGAGUACAGGGGCUCAGGUCCAGGUGGCAGGGGAUAUGCUUCCCAACUCAACUGAGUGGGCAAUCACUAUUGCUGGCAUUCCGCAAUCCCUCAUUGAGUGUGUCAAACAGAUCUGCGUGGUCAUGUUGGAGACUCUCUCCCAGCCCCCCCACCCCCACCCCAAGGGCCUGACCAUCACCUACAGGCCCAAGCCCUCGAGUUCUCUAGUCAUCUUUGCAGGUGGUCAGGACAGGUACAGCACAGGCAGCGACAGUGCGAGCUUUCCCCACACCACCCAGUCCAUGUGCCUCAACCCUGACCUGGAGGGACCACCUCUAGAGUUGACCAAGCUGCACCAGUUGGCAUUGCAACAGUCUCAUUUUCCCAUGACCCAUGGCAACACCGGAUUCAGUGCAGGUUUGGAUGCAUCUGCUCAAACUACUUCUCAUGAACUCACCAUUUCAAAUGAUUUGAUUGGCUGCAUAAUCGGGCGUCAGGGCGCCAAAAUCAAUGAGAUCCGUCAGAUGUCUGGGGCGCAGAUCAAAACUGCAAACCCAGUGGAAGGAUCUACUGAUCGACAGGUCACCAUCACUGGAUCUGCUGCCAGCAUUAGCCUGCCUCAGUGACCUUAUCAAU